AUGUCUUUCCAAAUACUUAUCAUGGAAUGUUCUUACAACUGUCAGGCUACAUCUGCACUGAAGUUAAACAUCUGUGUUCUUGGCAUUAUGGAGUCUGACAAUCUGUGGUGGGAUGCUUUUGCUACAGAGUUCUUUGAAGACGACGCCACUCUGACGCUCACCUUCUGCCUUGAGGAUGGCCCUAAGAGAUACACUAUUGGAAGGACCCUGAUUCCUCGUUACUUUAGAAGUAUUUUUGAAGGUGGUGUAACAGAGCUCUACUAUUCCCUUAAACACCCAAAAGAAUCGUUCCACAACACGUCAAUAACUCUAGAUUGUGACCAGUGUACUAUGGUCACUCACCAUGGAAAACCUAUGUACACUAAGGUCUGUACAGAUGGUAGACUCAUUUUAGAGUUCACAUUUGAUGACCUAAUGCGCAUCAAGUCGUGGCAUUUUGCCGUCCGUGCCCACCGUGAGCUUAUCCCACGGUCUGUGGUGGCCAUGCACACGCAGCAGGACCCUGGCAUGGUGGAGACACUUGGCAAGAACAUCACACGGCAGGGCAUCACCAACCACACCCUAAACUACCUCAGGUUAUGUGUGAUUUUGGAGCCCAUGCAGGAGCUCAUGUCACGGCACAAAGCAUACGCACUUUCCCCUCGAGACUGCCUCAAGACCACUUUGUUCCAAAAAUGGCAACGAAUGGUUGCACCACCAGGUGCAGCUAAUCAAGCAAAUGGUAAAAAUGGUGCCGAUGGAGAAACUCAGCGUGCGCCAAACAAAAGGCGGAAGCGGAAAGGCUCUCAGUCAGGUCAGAAUGCGACUGCAAACUCCACAGGCUCAGGGAAGAAAAGAUCCCCAGGACCGAACUUCAGCCUUGCCACCCAAGUCUCCUGACCAGGCUGAUCAUUUCCCAUGAGGUGAAGCUGAUCUCCUCUCUAGGUAGUAUUGCCUCUCUGGUUGCUUAGUUAGUCUAUAGUCCUAGGUUAAGCCAGAUAAACCUUGGCUACUGCCCGGCAACCAUCAGAAC
Penaeus indicus is the source of this 1012-nucleotide messenger RNA. It is a transcript of the gene Chi, whose product is annotated as LIM domain-binding protein 2-like. Lineage: Eukaryota; Metazoa; Arthropoda; Malacostraca; Decapoda; Penaeidae. The transcript has 8 exons. Gene Ontology annotation, cellular component: nucleus; transcription regulator complex. Gene Ontology annotation, molecular function: LIM domain binding. Gene Ontology annotation, biological process: nervous system development; positive regulation of transcription by RNA polymerase II; negative regulation of transcription by RNA polymerase II. Bases 1 to 879 code for a protein of 292 amino acids. The record is from RefSeq and is a predicted model, not a curated record.